UAUAUAUAUAUAUAUAUAUAUAUAUGAGGUGAUAACAAAACAGUGUUUGGCUGAGGGAAGUUCUUAAAUGAUUGUUUUUAAGAGUUCAUGUCUUCCUUUAUCGAUACAGAGCCUCAGCUGAAGGGCUGAAUAUGUAGCUAGCUGACUUUGCUAUGGUUUAAAUUUGCUGACUCCUCCCAUUUUGGUGUUUGCACCUCCAACAACCUCCAGCAGCAGCUAGCUACGGUAGCAAGAAGCAGGGACAUUUCAAUAAAAAGCUAUAUUUUUAAUAAAUAAUUCCUCCGCGGGGCGUUUAGAGGUGUGCAGAAUUAAUGUACGGUUUCUCCUUUAAAAGCUAUAUUUAAAAAAAUAAAUAAUGUAAACACUGGGUUUAUGUUUACAUCUACCAGCCAAUAGGGGGCACUGCUGCGGUAAUAAAAUCCCCUCUGCAACGCGAGGCUGAGUAAGAUGGCGGACUCGUUAGGUCAAGCAGCUGGUUCUGAGCCCAGAAAAUGUUCUAACAGUAAAUGCUGCUGUAAAAUAAACGUAUUAGUAGAAAUUAGUCCUUACCCUGUACGAUCCGUCACUGAACGUGAAGCUGACUCGUCACUUCAUGUAUCAGCAGUGAAUCAACACCCCGACGACUGGAAAAUAUGUUCUGUUGUUGCACUACCACCUCUAAACACUAGAUGCCGCUAUAGUGUUCAUGAUUCAUAUUCAACCUUUAAACUGUCAGAAAGGAAGCAUGACGUGGUUUUUUACAUGGGACCUGAUGGUCAUCUGCAGCUGAAAUGAGCUACACUGUCUAACACUACCAGGCUGUUUCUUCUGGAGCAACCAUGUGAUGUGAGGAUGGAGACUAUGUGAGGGUUUAAAGUUGCUUUAGAGUGGAAAUGGUCAAACAGCUGCUAAUCUGUGUUUCUCCAAACCGAGAUCUUUCAAACAGCUGUCAUUAUUAUUAUUAUUAGUAGUAGUAGUAGUAUUAAUGCCUUUACAAAUCAUUCGUUUCAUAACCUCACCAUCAGUUAUUUAUCUAAAACAUGAUUUUUAGAAGUAAACAACGACACCUAAUCGAUCCAGAAUUGUACAAUUAGAUGUUUUUGACAAAUCCUUUCAUGAAAGCUGACCAGCUCCAGGCUGGCAUAGAAAGGUCCUGUAAAGUUAACCCAAAGAUGGACUGUCCUGUUUUGCUGGGAGUUUCCCUCUCUUCUAACCAGAGCGCUUCCCCCGUAAACUGCUACUGAUGAAUUCUUAUGAAGUAUUUUGUAACACGUGAACCCUCGUGUGAAAAUCCCAACGAGUCCCUCAGCAGGCUGGGCUCUUUUCACUCUUUUGUACUUUAGCUAAACACUAAAAGCAAUAUGGUGAAGAAGCCUUGUUUUAUAUUGUGUCCAUGUGUUUGAGCAUUAGAUUCAAGGGCUGUGUGUGUGUGUGUGUGUGUGUGUGUGGUGUUCUCAUGUCUCGUCACGGUGCCAGACUAGAGUCAAGCUCAACAGGGUCUUCUUUCCCCGCUGAUUCUGCCAAGCCCGUUCCCUUGGCUGUGGUUUCACUAGAUAGGAGGUAGGGACAGUGGGAAUCUCGUUCAUCCAUUCAUGCGCGUCACUAAUUAGAUGACGAGGCAUUUGGCUACCUUAAGUGUGUGUGUGUGUGCGUGUGUGUGUGUGUGUGUGUGUGUGUGCACGCGCGUGUGUGUGUGUGUGUGUGUGUGUGUGUGUGUGUGUGUGUUUGGAUGCAGGCAGGUAAUCAUCCAUGUUUCUAUUUUUCAUGAACAUAGAGACAAAGAGAGGUUCCCUCAAACUGCUUCCAUGUUUUCAUCCUCAUGAAAAGCUGUCUCCUCCUCCUCCUCCUCCUCUCUCUCUCUCUCUCUCUCUCUCUCGUCUUUUUUUUUCAUUUUACUAUCAUCUUUUUGCGCUGUGGCCAGAUGGAAACAGCAGCUACCUGUCAGCCUGAAUAAAAUGUGCAGCAAUUGUCCAGUUUGCUUCUGUAUUUUCUGAUCGUCUUCACUUCAAAUCUAACAUCCAUCCACCCACCCAUCCUCCAUUCAUUCAUUCAUUCAUUCAUUCAUCCAACAAUCAUCCAUCCAUCCUCAAUUAUCCAUCCAUCCUUCAUUCAUUCAUCCAAAAAUCAUCCAUCCAUCAUCAUCAUCCAUCCAUCCAUCCAUCAAUUAUCCAUCCUUCAUUCAUCCAUCUCUAAACCAUCCGUCCAUCCAUCGAUCCAUUAUCCUAAUUCAUUAAUUUAUCCAUCCAUCAUCAUCAUCCAUCCAUCCUUCAUUCAUUCAUUCAUCCAACAAUCCUCCAUCCAUCAUCAUCCAUCCAUCAUCAUUCAUCCAUCCUUCAUCUAUAAGUCAUCCAUCAGUCCAUUCAUUCAUCCACCCAUCCAUCAUUCAUUUAUCCAUCCAUCAUCAUCCAUACAUCAUUCAUUCAUCCAUCCUUCAAUCCAUCAUCAUCCAUCCAUCAAUCAUCCAUCCUUCAAUCCAUCAUAAUCCAUCCAUACUUCAUUCAUCCAUCCAUAAAUUAUCCAUCAAUCCAUUCAUCCUUCAUCCUAAUUCAUUCAUUUAUCCAUCCAUCCAUCAUCAUCAUCCAUCCAUCCAACAUCCAUCAUUAUUCAUCCAUUCAUAAAUCAUCCAUCCAUCAUCCAUCCAUCCAACAUCCAUCAUUAUUCAUCCAUUCAUAAAUCAUCCAUCAAUCCAUUCAUCCAUCAUCAUAAUCCAUUCAUUGAUCCAUCCAUCAUCAUCAUCCAUCCAUCCAUCCAUCAUUCAUUCACCCAACAAUCAUCUAUCCAUCCUUCAUUCAUUCAUUCAUUUAUCCAUCAAUCAUCCAUCCUUCAAUCCAUCAUCAUCCAUCCUUCAUUCAUCGAUCCAUCAUCAUCACCAUCCAUCCAUCAAUUAUCCAUCCUUCAAUCCAUCAUCAUCCAUCCAUACUUCAUUCAUCCAUCCAUAAAUCAUCCAUUCAUCCAUCCAUCAUCCAUCCAUCUAUCCUUCAUUCAUUCAUCCAUCAAUCAUCCAUCCUUCAAUCCAUCAUAAUCAUUCAUCCAUCCAUCCAUCAUCAUCAUCAUCCAUCAAUCCAUUCAUCCAUCAUCAUAAUUAAUUCAUUUAUCCAUUCAUUCAUCCAUCCAUAAAUCAUCCAUUCAUCCAUCCAUCAUCCAUCCAUCUAUCCUUCAUUCAUUCAUCCAUCAAUCAUCCAUCCUUCAAUCCAUCAUAAUCAUUCAUCCAUCCAUCCAUCAUCAUCAUCAUCCAUCAAUCCAUUCAUCCAUCACCAUAAUUAAUUCAUUUAUCCAUCCAUCUAUUCAUCCAUCAUCAUUAUCCAACCAUUCAUCAUCCAUACAUUCAUCCACUUCUACAUUCACUCAUUCAUAAUCACAAGUGGUCUGCCUCCAGCAGGGUGAUGUUUUUAACCUCCCAGCUCUUCCGAAUCUUUCAGACUGAUUUUGACCAACAGUUUUUCAGGUUCUUCAAAAUGUUCUUUAGAAUUUUUUUCAUCACACAGCUUUGUCACUAUUUCACUUAUUUUCAUUCCUGUCACCAAAUUUUACACUUUAACUCAUUUAACCUCAUUUCUAAUCUCUGGAUUAUUGAAUGAGUAAAUUUUAUCUGUACACUAGAAAUGUCAAAAAUGGUGGUGUCACCUGAAAAAGACCAAAUUAACCGUGUUUAGUCUUAAAGCAGCAGUGAGGGGAUUCCCACUGGGCUGAAAUCCCAUUUUCAGGUCUUUGAUGGAAUCCUCCCUCUUUUCUGCUUGCAGCUCUUCAGAAACAGAUUCUGUUUACUUGUUGUUUUGUGGUCAAACCAUUAAAAACACUCCAGUUCUGGGAUGAAAAAACAGCCAAAGGAGAACCUGGAAGGAAAACUUUAGAACUCUUGGAGAACCACUGACCCAUCCCGCUCUUUGGACUCCAACGUGAAAUCAAGAGGAGUUUCCCAUGACACUAACUGUUUCUGUCUGGAUUUUGUUUAGCUAUGGUUCUCACGAGGUUGGUUAUUUUUACCAUGUGACCUCUCAUGAAUGAUGGAUGCACUGGCAGAACAGCUGGUCCAGAGUUAGCCAGCUCUGAAACCCCCCCCCCCCCCCCCCCCCAACACACUUUCUAUUUUCACCUCAGGACUAUUGCCUUCCUCUGAUGACGCUCUCUUCCCGUUUCUCUUACUUCAUUUCCUUUUCUAACUCUGGCUAUGGAGGCCUUGUCUUGGUGGAUAUGCUACAUUUCUUCAUCAUCGUCUUCCAUUCUGUCAUUUCCAUCCUCAUCAAUGCCUUGACCACUGUAGUAGAUUUUGACCUUGUUGAUUUGGUGACAGAAGGCUUCCAGGAUUUCAUGGAGUGUUUGAGUCCCAGACAGCUGUCUCUCAAACAGCUGAAGGAAAAGUUCCUUCAGGCCCUGCAGGCCAACGAUGCACAGGAGGUUCUGCAGAUUCUGCACACUGGAAAACUAGACAUCGACACUGUGCUGGAAGUGGAUGACCCAAGCAUGGUUUUAGCAUCAUACAAACAAGGAUAUUGGCUCCCGGGGUACAAACUGGAGAAGUCCUGGGCGAUGGGCAUCCAUGUGUGUGUGAUGUACAACGCUGUGGAAACAGCUCUGGUGCUUCUCCAGAAGGGGGCAGCGAUCAACCAAAUGCCCAAUGGGAAGACGCCGAUGCAUGUGGCCUGUGAGGUGUCCAACAGGGACUGUGUGGCUCUGCUCUUGGCUCAGGGGGCAAAGGUCAACAGCUUGUCUCUGAGUGGACACACGCCUCUGCACUACUGCAUCACCAGGGACUCUGUCGACUGUGCAAAGCAGCUCAUCCUCAAAGGUAUAAACAAAGAUUCAAACAAAAACACUGAAAAUUCUCACAUUUACAAAAAAAAAAUUCUCUGUGAAGGUGCCAGGGUCAACAAGGCCAGCCACAAUAAGGAAGAGGACACACCUCUACACGCAGCAGCCAGAUUUGGCAUCCCAGAGCUGGUGGCUUUGUUUUUAGCCCACGGAGCAUCUGUGGAUGCCCUCAACGCCUACCAGGAGACACCGCUGAUGACUGCAGUAUUUUGGGCAUUUGACUCGAAACAGCAAAUCUACAGCCAGGAUCACCAUUUAGUUUGUCGCAUUCUGCUGGACCACCGAGCAGAUCCCAACGUUAAAGAAGACGACCAUAAAACAGCUCUGCACAAGGCAGCCUGGAACUGUGACCACGUCCUGAUGCAGAUGCUGCUGGAGGUCGGAGCAGACGCACGGGCCAUGGACAUCAACGGCUGUGCCCCCAUUCAGUAUCUCCUGAAAGUGACAGGGGUCAGGCCCAUGGCUAUUCCUGAGCUCUGCUACCAGCUGCUGCUGAACUACAGUGCAGCGCGGAUCUACCCUCCACAGUUCCAUAAGGUGUUGCAGUCCUGCUGCGACUUUCCUAAAGCUGUAGAAAUCAUGGCCAACUCAUACGAGCAUCUAAAGCCAACCAGAAAGUGGAGAUCAGCUAUCCCGGAUGACUGCUACGAGCGACACAGAGGCUUCUACGACUCGCUGUUUGCCGUCUGCACCAACACACCACGCAGCCUGCUUCACCUCACCAGGUGUGCCAUCAGAGCAAGUCUGAGGGGGUUUUGUGGAGCAGGCGUUCCAUGGCUGCCUCUUCCAUCGUCCAUGAAGACGUAUCUACUGUUAGAACCUGAGGGGAUCCUGUACUGAUGGACAGGCAUUUAUUCACAGGGUUGGUGUCUGAGAAGAACGAUGCUGGCUGGAGAAAAUGCAUCCGUUUGGUUGUUUUUGAUGAGUGCUGCUUUAUGUCAACGAUGAUCCAAACUUACCCUAACCCCUCCUCUCCGUUCACAUGACACCCACUUGAUCAUCCACUCCACAUCGAGUGUUUGCUUUUCCAGAGGACUGCAUUAUUCCAUGGACAUGAUCCAGUUCCCUCACAACAGAAGUUCUACAAAUAGAAACAGUAACUUAAUACUGCUGUCAGGCUUUAUCAAGAAGGAGGAAGGCAACCUGGCUAACUAAGUCUAUUUUUGUUGUGUUUAGUGACACUCACCAGUCUGAGGAUAUGGUUCUUCUGAUGCAACUGGUAAAAACCCACAAUCAACCAAGGCUCAGAUCAGCAGACAUAACCAGUCAGGUUUAAAUUAAAGGAGCAACAUGUAAGAAUUCUACCUUUAAAAUCAAAACACAAAUGUCUCAGUCAUGUUGGAAGGAAGGGUACACUGAUAUUCAAAGAAACAAAAGCAGGAUGUAAUUACUGUUUACACUCUAGUUUGUGAGGUUGCCAAAUCUGCAGUGAGCUAAUGUAGCAGCGCAGGCUUUUGUCAGCACCAGCAGGCAAAAAGCUCCAGAGUUGUUUGAAGUAAACAGGAGCUAGUAAGCCAGUAAACAGGAGUGACCCAGAAGUAAUUUAUUGCACCCAUAAGUAGCCAUGGCAUCGUUUUGUUUUACUCUAAUUUCUGGUUAAGCAUGCUAGAGGCUAACGUUGAGCUAACAAUGAUAAUGAUGAAUUAGAAGCAAAUAGUUGCCUCUAACAAUAUCUCAAGCUACUUUUUCUUUUACCAGAAACUCAAAAUAACUGUUAAAUGUGUGAAAGAGUCGAUUGUGGCGUUUUACUAGCCUGGUCUGCCAGACUCCUCUGUUUAAUUCUGCACAGAGAAAGGGUCUGGGAACUCUCCUAUUCAAAUAACCCCACCCCGUGAGAAUUCUAACCGAGCCAAUCGGCGCUGAGCAGCGUACGUCACACACCAUAACGCUGAGUUUGUCAUAAACAUGGCGACUGAAGCGGCGUUCGCUGUGGCUCUUUCCUCUGGUCUAAAUGACUUGGCCACAUCUUUAAAACCACAACAAGUAGAAGUGCUAAAAGCCUUUCUUCUUUAAAAAAAAAAAGAUGUUUGCGCCGUUGCCAGACACUAUUUUUGACCACAGCUAGAAAACUACAGCGUCGCGCGGUACAGUCGGCAUUUCCGUCUUUUUUCUGAGGGGUUCUUUUUGAGCUGCCUAGUCCCGCCCCUCGAGUGCCUCUCUGCGCAGAAUUAAACAGAGGACGAGUCUGGCAGGUCAGGCUAGCAGUUUACUUCCUUGAGUCAAACUACAACAGCAAGCUAACAGUAAGACAGCAAACAACAACACUUUCUAUGAUGCUGGAAGCAUACUACCGUAAUAAGUGUAGUAAGUUCUCCCUACCUUAAAAAUAAGAGUCUUAGUAGUAUUUUUUUACUUAUCAGCUCACUGUGCAUCACUCGCCUUUGCUUCUCAACUAGAAAUAAUCCAUAACUGGCAGCAGCCAUGAAACUCAUGGAAUGGAAGUGAGAGUAAUAUUUUUGCUUUAACCCUCCCACAUUGUUAAUAAGAUCAGAUGGGCCCCAGGUGCUUUUUUAUAUUUUUGGUAGCGCAUCACUUGACCCUUGCCAAGGGAUAAACUGUCAACCAUGUUUCACCACCCCCGGCCUGGAGGGGUCAACAAGCAAGUGGAAGGGAACAAAUGGACUGCAGUGACCACAUUUGACCACAGGGUGACAGUCUUACAAAUUGCACCUUGGGCUUGAUCAGAGGUUGGGUGUGAUAAUUAAGGUGGUUUUGUUUUUCAAGAAAUAAAACACAUUUUUCUACCACG
Messenger RNA from Nothobranchius furzeri (turquoise killifish), 7537 nucleotides. It is a transcript of the gene asb4, whose product is annotated as ankyrin repeat and SOCS box containing 4. The record is from RefSeq and is a predicted model, not a curated record. Gene Ontology annotation, biological process: positive regulation of transcription by RNA polymerase II; intracellular signal transduction. Lineage: Eukaryota; Metazoa; Chordata; Actinopteri; Cyprinodontiformes; Nothobranchiidae. Gene Ontology annotation, cellular component: nucleus; cytoplasm. Gene Ontology annotation, molecular function: transcription cis-regulatory region binding; protein binding.